AUAGUAACAUUUUACUAGCGUACAAAACGAACUCGUUAUUUUAUUAAUUGAUUAUUACAAUAUUUACAUGAAUCAUUCAGUUGUGCAAGUAAGUACUUAAAAAAUUAUAUUUUAUAAAUGCAGUACAUAAUAUAGUAUACAUAAUACUUUUUUUACAAAUAUGCUUGCACACUCUUGGAAUGAGAAGAAAUUUGACUAAAUUGUCUUUUUUUAUUGCACAAUUUUUCUCCAAAAAUAAGACUGAUAAGUUCCACCACAUCUUAUUUGAUAAAUCACAGAAAUUUUUUCAUAAACUUUAAAUCAUCAGGAGAUUCAUAUGCAAAAAUCCAUUGGAGUAAGGAAAUAUAGAAGUCGUUCAGCUGUUAGUCUUGUAAUCAUUCGAGUAUUGAUAUGUUGACUGUGUCAAUCAGGUUGUUCGAUCAAGAGAUUUUUUUCUGAUCGAUGUUUGAAGAAUCGGCAUAAGACUUUCCUAUCUCUUAAUAAACUACCACAUGAUAUGGCUACUACUAAUAAUCCUGCUAAUAUCCAGGCUCUGAAGGACAACACUUAUUAGGUCCACAACAUUCUUCCUCUUCUUUACAUAUGCCCCACUCGCAGUAAUCUAAGGCUGAUAUCUGCAAACAAUAUAUGAUGAAGCAACAGAUCAUUGUAACCUAUAUUUUUCAGAACUACAAUCCUAUAUCCAAUACAGAAUAAUGAAAAUAAUUCUUUUCGUAAAGUCAGCCAUUGUGAAACAAAAGAGGGUAAAUCAACAAUAAACAAAUAAUAACUUCAAUUUACAUUAUUCAUCAUCUCUUAGCUAGCUGCAGACCCAAAGUGAGAAAGUGGCAGCAUACUAUUAUGACACAUUCACACAUCUGAUAAAACUGAGGUUACAAACUUACAACGCUUGCAAAUAAAAUAAUUCCUAUAUGGUUCGUAUAUUUGUCACUAGUAGUAGUCUGACAGUAGGAACAUUCCUAGCACAUUAGCUUAACUGGUAACUUUCUUCACGUAACCGAGAUCAGCCGAAAACAGAAUUGCAUUUAUACACGUGUAUACAAAGUGCAUCUUGAUUUUCAAAAAUUGCAGCCCAAAAAUUAAACGAGACAAUGUCGCUGUCUCCACAGACCAAACAGAAAAUAUCGGUUGUGUUGAAUGUUUCAAAAACUGUAUUCCACUGGGGAUUCAUACCUGCAGUACUGUAUUUAGGAUUUCGAAGAGGUGCUGAUCCCGGAAUGCCAGAACUUUCCUUUAUGCAUUUACUUUGGCAGUAAAAAAUUUGAUUCCAAUUUGACCAUGGAAAAAAUUGAAGGAUUUCCAGCUCACCUGCAAACCCUGUAGAUAAUUUUUUACAAGAUUUUUUGUAAUUAUUUCUUCUAAGUUGGUACAAAAUGUAUGUAACAUUCAAAAUAAAUGUCGUUCUAUAGUAAUCCUAUUUUUUAUUAAAUAAUCAGUUAUGUAUGUUUUAUUUAAAAGCAAAAUGUAAUUUAAAUUA
Nasonia vitripennis (jewel wasp) is the source of this 1477-nucleotide messenger RNA. It is a transcript of the gene Tom7, whose product is annotated as translocase of outer membrane 7. Lineage: Eukaryota; Metazoa; Arthropoda; Insecta; Hymenoptera; Pteromalidae. The coding region runs from base 1092 to 1256 and encodes 54 amino acids. Gene Ontology annotation, cellular component: mitochondrial outer membrane translocase complex. The record is from RefSeq and is a predicted model, not a curated record. The transcript is spliced from 5 exons. Gene Ontology annotation, biological process: protein import into mitochondrial matrix.